Molecule: messenger RNA, 2162 nt
Organism: Nezara viridula (southern green stink bug)
Lineage: Eukaryota; Metazoa; Arthropoda; Insecta; Hemiptera; Pentatomidae
Source: the annotation of a GenBank genome assembly
GGAACUCAUCAAUUCGGGUGUUCCUCUUAUCGAAGUGGAAAUUUAGGUAUCAUCCAUGUAAUUCGAAAUCGGGCUGACCUAGAUCAUUUUAUGGAUUCACAUCAUGAUUAUUAUUAUGUGGUUACCAUAUACAUGGAUAUGUUCAUUAGCGAUGUUAUGAACCGAUUGAAAACUAAUGACAAAGUUAGUGGUGUUGUGGUCAUUGUUCAAAAACCUCAUAUACCUGUUGAAUACUCCCCUGAUGAUGUAUGUGAUAAUUCAGUGGAAAAUUGUAAUUCUACUAAUGCAUGGAACCCUAAAGGUAACCAGUUUUUAUAUUAUGACUGGCCAUUCCCAAUUUUUGUGGCUGAUGAUAUAUUAACAAUAACCAAAAUUACUCAGUGUUACAAUAAUUUUAAUUUACCUUUUGAAAAAUCUUCUUUCUCCAGACCACUUUGCUCUUUGCAAAUCAAGUCUCACAUGUCAGCAGCAGUUGACUCACCCACUUGUUUAAGGAGAAUAAGCCAAGCUGGAGUGAGUAUUUACAAGUAUUGUGAUCCGAUGGGCGAUCAAAACAUUAUUCUUCCCAUGGACACUUGGAAUGAAAAUACAACCAGAGAUGUAGUUAUCAUUGCAGCUAGAUUAGACACAGCUUCUAUGUUUGAUGGAUUAGCACCUGGAGCAAUGACAUCAGUAACAAGUUUUGUUACGACUCUUGCUGCAGCUCAUAUUUAUAGCUCUAUUCAGAGUAAGAUAAAAGAUAGUGAUAAGAGCAUAGUUUUUAUGCUACUUAAUGGUGAAGCACAAGAUCAUAUUGGUUCCAGCAGAAUUGUUUAUGAUAUGGAGAAAGGGCUGUUUCCAUCGAUGACGUCAUUUAACAUUACAUUAAAAAAUAUUAAAUAUUUCUUUGAAAUUUCUCAAAUUGGGGACAGUCCAAAUAUAUUUAUGCACCCUUCUGUGGAAUUGUACAGUGAUAAAAUAAUGGAAGAUUUUAUUAGUGUUGGGCGUAAGUAUUCAAUGAACUGGAGUCUCAGUUCUCGUAAGGAUCUUCCACCUUCCUCCUUGAGAGUGUUUAAAAAAGCCCAUGAGCCACUUCCUGGUUUAAUAAUAUCUGCUUACGACAAAGAAUACACAAACAGAUACUACAAUGGUCUUCUUGACACCAGUGAAUCUCUAGGUUACAAGUAUGCAAAUGGUAGUAUCACAGACCAACAUAUUUUACAGAAAAACAUUGCUUCAUUGGCAUCAACUAUUGCUUCGGUUUUGUUUACUGUAAUAUCUGGCUCUGAGAGUCCUGAUAACAUCCCCCAAGAAGAUAUAGCACUUAUGGUUGAUGAACUACUUCAUUGUUAUUUGGAGAACAAAGCUUGCAAACUUAUGAAAGAAAUUAUUACUAGCAAAGAAGAACCAGCUGCCAAAAAAGCACCUCUGCCUUUAUAUGUGGGAGUGCAACCCUCUCUUAAUCCUAUUACCACACAAACUGGAUUGUUGCUUGCAUAUCUUACUUCUAAGCCCAUCAAUGUGAGCAAAGAAAACUGUACAGCUGGCUCAAACAAUAAUCAAUUUGCUUAUUUCUGGUUGAAUGGUGAAGAAAGUAAUGGUUUAUGCAUAAAUACAACCCUCAAAUUCACACCAGCUGUCAGCCCUGCGUUCCUAAUUCCAGAUUAUAACUGGACAUCUAGACUUUAUUCUACUUGGACUGAAUCAGUGUGGAAUGAUGUAAGUCUGGAAAUGUUCUUAAAACCUUCAAGAAGGCAGGAGAUAAUUACUUUAGCAUGUGGUAUUGGGACAUCGAUCUUGUCUGUUCUGGUUGUUUACUACAUCAACAAAAACAAUAAGUUCGUAAAUAUUUUUUCCAGACCUUCACCGACUGUGUGCUAGUGUAAAUAUAUGUUUCCCUAAUAUUUGUAUUCAAUAUGCAAACGAACUGUAUGAAAUACAUCUAACUGUGAUAUUAGGUUGAUUUUUAAUAAGACAAUUUUUUUAAAUAUUUUAUAAAUAAACAUUAUUAAUUAAGGUUGUUAACAUUCUCAAGAAACUGUUAGUGAAAGUUAGCCUGCUAGGUUUAUUUAUUUAGUAUUUUUUUCCCUUGUUAAUCACCGCAAUUUAAUUUUUCACUAUAAUUCCCUCUAGGCUUGUUAAAAAGUUCCUGAAUAUAUUUUUUUUAUUAAUUAAUCUUUUUU